This is a messenger RNA of Rhizopus microsporus ATCC 52813, 1881 nucleotides long. Its product is annotated as putative gamma-glutamylcysteine synthetase. Gene Ontology annotation, molecular function: glutamate-cysteine ligase activity. Gene Ontology annotation, biological process: glutathione biosynthetic process. The transcript has 7 exons. The record is from RefSeq and is a predicted model, not a curated record. Bases 1 to 1881 code for a protein of 626 amino acids. Gene Ontology annotation, cellular component: glutamate-cysteine ligase complex. Lineage: Eukaryota; Fungi; Mucoromycota; Mucoromycetes; Mucorales; Rhizopodaceae.
AUGGGUCUCUUAUCGCUUGGAACGCCGCUCGUUUGGAACGAAGCUAAACAAUAUGCAGAACAUGUACGAACGCAUGGUAUUGAACAAUUUUUGAAUAUCUAUCGCAGUCAAAAGGAUAGACAGAACGCAAGCUUACUUUGGGGUGAUGAGAUUGAAUACUUGGUGGUUAAAAUUGAUGAGAAAGAAAAGAAAACGAAAUUAUCACUUCGAGCAUUUGAUAUCCUUGAUAAGCUAGAAAUACCAGAGCGUGAUUAUCAAUCGAAAAAGACAGACAGUAAGGAGCCCGAUGCUUUGUGGAGACCUGAAUAUGGUCGAUACAUGAUCGAAGGUACACCCGGUAAACCUUAUGGAGCUACCUUUCGUGAUCUAUUGUUAGUCGAACCAAAUAUGAAGUUGAGAAGAAAAUUAGCACAUGAGGCCAUGCAUGAAGAUGAAAUGCCUGUUACAUUGGUUAAUUAUCCACGACUGGGUUGUCCUCAUGAACUAGAGCCCGAUUAUGAACCUAACGGUAAAGCUUGCCAGAGUUUAUUUGUACCUGAUGAAGUUAUCAAUCCACACGUACGUUUCCCUACGCUGACAGCCAACAUUCGUCGUCGAAGAGGGUCCAAAGUAAAGAUCAAUAUGCCAAUCUUUCAUGACAAAAAUACACCCAGGCCUUUUAUUGACCCUACCAUUCCAUGGGACCGUGACUUGUUCGAUCAUGAUAAGGAAGCAAAGGAAGGUGCGGCAUUACCAGACCAUAUUUAUAUGGAUGCAAUGGCAUUCGGCAUGGGCUGCUGCUGCUUACAAAUCACAUUCCAGGCAUGUAACAUUGAUGAAGGUAGAAGGCUGUAUGAUCGACUAGCACCCGUGGCACCCAUUAUGAUGGCAUUAUCAGCCAAUUCGCCUAUUUUUAGAGGUUAUCUUGCUGACGUCGAUGCACGUUGGAACGUCAUAUCAGCCAGUGUGGACGAUAGAACACCUGAGGAAAGAGGCGAAAAGCCGCUUGAACAUGAUCGAUUUGUUAUCAACAAGUCCAGAUAUGAUUCGAUUGAUUCUUACUUAUCCAAUGAUGAAGAAUACAAACCCAAAUAUGAUGAUAUCGAUCUAGUAUAUGAUAGAAACAUAUAUGACAAACUUGUUCAAAAUAAUGUAGACGAUAAGCUGGCCAGACACAUUGCUCAUCUCUUUAUUCGUGAUCCACUGGUUAUUUUCAAAGAGUUACUAAACGUAGACGAUCAAAUUUCCUCUGAUCAUUUUGAGAAUCUUCAAUCCACAAAUUGGCAAACCAUGCGAUUCAAGCCACCACCACCCAACUCAACCAUCGGAUGGAGAGUAGAGUUUAGAAGUAUGGAAGUUCAACUAUCCGACUUUGAGAAUGCUGCCUACUCUGUAUUUGUUGUGUUACUGACAAGAGUCAUCCUCAGCUUUGGGCUCAACUUUUACAUGCCUAUAUCAAAAGUAGAUACCAACAUGCAAACAGCACAUAAACGAGAUGCAGUAUUGAAAGAAAAGUUUUAUUUCCGUAAAAACGUCUUCUCAAACAAGGGAGGUGACGAGUAUGAAUUGAUGACAGUGAAUGAAAUCAUGAACGGGCAAGAUGACGAUAAUGGAUUUCCUGGCCUUAUACCACUUAUUCACAGCUAUCUAAACAGUACAAAUAUCGAUAUAGAAACAAGAUGUAAAUUAAAUAACUAUUUGAACCUCAUCAGCAAAAGAGCAAGUGGAGAGUUGAUGACAGGUGCAGCUUAUAUUAGACAGUUCGUUAUGAACCAUCCUGCUUAUAGACAUGAUUCUGUUGUCUCACCCGAAAUUACUUUUGAUCUUGUCAAGCGUGCAGUCCAAAUUGGCACUGGUGAAUACAAGGCACCUGAAUUGCUAGGUGACCUUUGUGAUGAUUGA